UGGCAUGUCAUAAUUAUUGGCUGCAGUUUUACCUCAUGGGGAGGGAAAUGUGACGGAUUUACUUGCAGAGAAUAAUGGGGUUCGGAUAAAGAGGAAGGAGAUCAGCGGUCUCUGUGUAUUCGUACAGAGCAAUAGACUUGAAAACAAGGGCUGUGAUGAAAAGCAAGUUUACUAAAUGCAUGCUAAUGUGGGUUGGAAGGCAUACUUAUUAAGCAAUCAGCUGAGAGCUUUAUCUUCCCUGCUAUUCUAUCACAACCUGACCCAGAUAGACCACUCUGAGAGAAAGCUUUACAUUUCUGGUAGUGUACAGUGGAGACAGAGAAGGUCAGUGAAAAAGUGAUGAGGAUGGAGAUGAAUGGCAGAAAUUGACGAUACCUUUAAAAUUUGGCAGGUUUUUCUCAUGUCAAAUUUCCUUUAUUGCUUGUUUGCCAUUUUAUUCAUUUAGCACAUCAUGGUACUCUAUUAUGAACCUACUAUGAUCAUGGAGUUACAUAAAGGUGGUUGAUUUUCUGUAUUCACUGAAGAGAGAUCUAUACAAAAAUGGAGAAACCAGAGGCCGCUGGUGGAGAUAAGCAGAAAUUAGCAGCGCGAAAGAGCAAUGAUGUUGGAGCACAUCCUAGUAGUAAGCUGGAAAGUGGAUCAUCAAGUACUUCAUUUAAGUGGAUGGCAUUCGAUACACAAGCAGCUGAAGAGUCUAACGACACUGCUGCUGCUGCUGCUUCUGGUGACGUUGAUGGAAUUUUAGACUCAAAAAUCAUAACGGAGAAGGCGAGCAUAGUGGCAAGGACAGCAGAAUGGGGAGUUGUGGUGAAGCCGGAUGAUUCUGGUGAAGGAACUUUUAAGGCCAUAGGGAGGUCAUCAGAUGAUGGCAACAAAAGCAAAAACACAUCAGGGAGAUUUGAAUCAAGGACAUCAUCAGAGUCAAGUCAUGGGUCUGAUCAGUUGCCUAAUCCAAGGGUGUCAAGUGAGUUGAAGACAGCUUUGGCUACAUUGCAGCAGACUUUUGUUGUGUCUGAUGCCACAAAGCCUGAUUGCCCAAUCGUGUAUGCCAGCAGUGGCUUCUUUACUAUGACUGGUUACUCUUCAAAAGAGGUCAUUGGAAGAAACUGUCGCUUUCUUCAGGGACCGGAAACAGACCAGAAUGAAGUGGCCAAAAUCCGAAACGCAGUCAAAACUGGGUCUAGCUACUGCGGUAGGCUCUUCAACUACAAGAAAGAUGGCACUCCUUUUUGGAAUCUUCUCACCGUCACCCCAAUCAAAGAUGACAAUGGAAAAACCAUCAGGUUUAUUGGAAUGCAGGUUGAGGUCAGCAAGUACACAGAAGGGGUGAAUGAGAAGGCAUUGAGGCCAAAUGGGUUGUCCAAGUCACUAAUCCGUUACGACGCUCGACAGAAGGAGAAGGCAUUAGGCUCCAUUGUUGAAGUUGUACAAACUGUGAAACAUCCACGUUCUCACAUGCAGGAUGCUAGCAAUGAGAAUACUAAAAAUCAUGAAGAGCUGGAUAACAUGAACCUUAAUUAUGUUCUUCCAAAAUCUGCUGCAAUGAGUACACCUGUUAGAGAGACUCCUCAGGUGGAUGUGAAGGGUGAUGCAACUCGGGGGAGAUUUUCCCAGGAUGCAGGCAAAAAUCCUAAAAAGUCAGGGCGCAGCCCCUCAAUGGGAUUUAGAUCAAAGUCUCUAGGCUCUGGAGGCAGGCUUGAAAAAGAACCAAGUGUUGAACCAGAGGAUUUGAUGACCAUAGAUAUAGAAAAUGCUGAUAGUUGGGACCGCACAGAAAGAGAAAGGGAUAUACGCCAAGGAAUUGACCUAGCAACCACAUUGGAACGCAUUGAAAAGAACUUUGUGAUUUCUGAUCCUAGAAUUCCUGAUAAUCCAAUUAUAUUUGCAUCUGAUAGUUUUCUAGAACUGACGGAAUAUACACGUGAGGAAAUUCUGGGAAGAAAUUGUCGUUUUCUUCAAGGUCCUGAAACAGAUCAAGCAACAGUCUCAAAAAUAAGAGAUGCCAUCAGAGAACAACGGGAAAUUACUGUACAGUUAAUCAACUAUACUAAGAGUGGAAAGAAGUUUUGGAAUUUGUUCCACUUGCAACCCAUGCGUGACCAUAAGGGUGAACUUCAAUAUUUCAUUGGUGUCCAAUUGGAUGGUAGUGAUCAUGUAGAACCUCUGCGAAAUCGCCUGUCAGAGAGAGCAGAGCUAGAAAGUUCUAAAGUGGUGAAAGCCACUGCAGAAAAUGUUAACGAGGCUGUCCGAGAACUUCCUGAUGCCAACUUGAGACCAGAAGAUCUGUGGGCAAUUCAUUCUCGUCCUGUCUUCCCAAGACCUCACAAAAGGGGUAGUGCUAGUUGGUUAGCAAUACAAGAGAUUACUUCACGUGGUGAAAAAAUUGAUCUGCAUCAUUUUAAGCCCAUAAAACCCUUGGGUUGUGGUGAUACUGGCAGUGUCCAUUUGGUGGAACUACGAGGUACUUCUAUACUGUUUGCUAUGAAGGCAAUGGAGAAGUCAAUAAUGUUGAAUCGUAACAAGGUUCACCGAGCAUGCGCUGAACGGGAAAUAAUUUCACAACUGGAUCAUCCAUUUCUUCCUACGCUAUACACUUCAUUUGAGACUUCUACACACGUUUGUUUGAUAACAGACUUUUGCUCGGGCGGAGAGUUAUUUGCUUUGCUUGAUAAGCAGCCUAUGAAAUUCUUCAAGGAGGACUCUGCUAGGUUCUAUGCUGCAGAGGUUGUCAUUGCCUUGGAAUAUCUUCACUGUCUAGGUAUAAUUUAUCGCGACCUUAAGCCUGAAAAUAUUUUACUCCAGAAGGAUGGACAUAUUGUCUUAACAGACUUUGAUUUAUCAUUUAUGGCCUCCUGUAAACCACAGAUUAUAAGGCAUCAAUCACCUAAGAAGAGAAGGAGAUCUAGUAGUCAACCACCACCAACAUUUGUUGCAGAACCAGUUAAUCAAUCAAAUUCCUUCGUUGGAACUGAAGAGUACAUUGCUCCUGAAAUUGUUACCGGUACAGGCCACAGCAGUGCUAUUGAUUGGUGGGCUCUUGGUAUUUUGUUGUAUGAGCUGCUAUAUGGCCGCACCCCUUUCAGGGGGAAAAACAGACAAAGAACAUUCACCAACAUUUUGCACAAAGAUCUGACCUUUCCAAGUAGCAUUCCGGUGAGCCUUGCAGCACGGCAGUUGAUCAAUGCGUUGUUGCAAAGAGACCCUGCCACACGUUUAGGAUCCACUACUGGUGCAAACGAAAUCAAACAACAUCCUUUUUUCCGUGGAAUUACUUGGCCUUUGAUCCGUUGCAUGAGCCCUCCACCGUUAGAGGUGCCUCUUCAGCCUAUUGGUUUUGAUCCACAGGCCAAGGAUAUAUCGUGGGAAGACGAUGGGGUUCUUGUAAAUUCAAUGGAUAUGGAUAUUUUCUAAAGAACCAAUUGGAUUGAAUCAUGGACAUGUAUGGUGCAUUAAGUCAUAGCCUUCCUAUCUGAGCGCAUGGGGACACUUUGCUCUUAAAAGUAUGAAUUUUCGAAUCAUUCUAGUGGAGGGAAUGAUCAGCUAAGAGGCUUUUACAAUGAGAAGCUUGUUUUGAUUUUUGGCUGGGUUCUGAGGAAGUUGUCUAGGAGUCGACCGUUGCGACCGUUGCAAGCAACUAUAUUUAACCAUGAAUAAAUGUUCCUUUUAUAACUAACACUUUUUGGCUAUAAUGUUGAUAUGAAUGAGUAUCCUAUGAAGUUUAUGUUAUCUUCACUGUUUCUAAGUUAAAUUCACAGGGAAAACACAGGCAAAGGACGAAGGUGAUGAAACCAACACAUUCACAUCUUGGAAUAUUUCAUUGGAAACAAAUAUUUGCCGGCUGGAAUUAAUGAUUAAUCUUUGUCAA
Rosa chinensis is the source of this 3865-nucleotide messenger RNA. RefSeq names its product phototropin-2. Gene Ontology annotation, biological process: protein phosphorylation. The record is from RefSeq and is a predicted model, not a curated record. Lineage: Eukaryota; Viridiplantae; Streptophyta; Magnoliopsida; Rosales; Rosaceae. Gene Ontology annotation, cellular component: plasma membrane; cytoplasm; nucleus. Gene Ontology annotation, molecular function: protein serine/threonine kinase activity; ATP binding. Bases 541 to 3411 code for a protein of 956 amino acids. The transcript has 24 exons.